Messenger RNA from Adineta steineri, 1614 nucleotides. Lineage: Eukaryota; Metazoa; Rotifera; Eurotatoria; Adinetida; Adinetidae. The record is from the annotation of a GenBank genome assembly.
AUGCAAAAUUUUAGAAAUCAUAUUGAAAAUUUUUCAACCGAACUUUUACUUGAAAUAUUUGAUUAUCUUUCAAUAAAUGAUUGUUUCAAUGCAUUCUAUAAUCUUAACAAAAAAAUUAAUUCUGCUUUAUAUAUAUCCGGCUAUUCAAUUGAUUUAACAGUUAUCUCUCGACAAAAAUUUUACGAAUUUUAUCAAAAUAUUAUAUUCCCAAAUUAUUCUCAACAAAUACGAAAAAUAAAAAUAAGUAAUGAUUUAACUAUUGGUUUACUUGAUAAAUUUUUCAAUGAAUAUUAUCUUCAUGAUUUUAUACAACUUCGAUCAUUAACAUUAAUUAAACCAUCAUAUAUAAUCUUAGGUAGUAUUGCUUUAUUAAUACCUCAUCUUAAACAAUUGGAACAUAUAUCAAUUGAUUCAAAUUCAUAUCCAGAUAGUUUUUUUGAAAAAAUUACAACAAAAUCAUCAACAAUUAAAUCAUGUUAUUUACCAGGAUUACAAAUUCAAGAUAAUUUCACAUUCGAAUCAAAAAUUACAUAUCUUACAGUAACGGUUGAAGAUAUAACAAUACUUUGGAAUUUAUUAGCUAGAUUUUCUCAGUUGAAAUAUCUUAAUGUUUUUUUACGAUCAACUGUAGAUGCGAAUGAAGAAUGUUUACCGGAAUUAAAUGUAAUUUCGUGUAACAAUCUUCAAAUAUUUAAACUACAUAUUUUAGAACAAUCAAGUAUUGAAUUUAAUGAAAUUGAAUAUUUAUUUCAACGAAUAUUAUUUCCGGAUCUUAUAUCAUUUUCAUAUGAUUGUGUAACUAAUUCAUUAGAUCAUUUUAAUGUUACUCGAUGGAAUGACGUUUUAUCUAAGUAUUUAUCUACAAUUAAAAAAUUUGUUUUACUUGUUCAAAUUCCAUAUAAGUUACCUGUAUAUAUUAAUAUUAAAGAAGCUCUUAUUGAUAUGCAAAAAAAUCUUCAUACUCCAAUACCAUUUUCAUUAUCAAUUGAUUAUGAGUAUUAUAUGAUUCAUACAGAUAUUUAUCCUAAGAAGAAUUUUAAUUUAUCAUUAAAACCACCAAAUUUAAAUUUAUAUUCUAAUAAUUAUGAUCCAAUUAAUUGUGAUAUAAUCGAGAAAUAUUCAAAAGUAAACUCACUUGUUUUAGAUUGUAAUUCAAUUUUACCAUGUACUAUAUUAUCAAAAAAUAUUAAAUAUUUACAAAUACAAGGUUAUAAUGAUAAUUUAAAUCUUUCGAAAUCUCUUAAAUAUUGUUCAAAUCAACUUCUAUCAUUAAAAAUAUGUGGUUUACCCAAUGAUUUACCACAUAUGUCUAAUCUUCGACAAUUAACAAUUCAACAAAUUAUGUUUGAUUUAAAAAUGGUAUCGAAAUUAGAAUUUAUAUGUCCUCGUCUUGAAUUACUUACAAUUGAAAUUGAUUGUAUUAAACAAUUUGGAAACAUAUUAGAUCAACUUCGAUAUAAAUCUAACUUAACUGAACUUAAAUUUAUACGUGCCUUUUCGAGAGAUCCGAUACAAACAUGGUCAUCUUGGCUUAAUGAAAGAAAACAAAUAAUUCCUUCUGAUAAUAAUAUAGCCUACGAAGCAAAAAAUUCCUAUUUAUUCAUUUGGUUUUGA